Molecule: messenger RNA, 1116 nt
Organism: Molossus molossus (Pallas's mastiff bat)
Lineage: Eukaryota; Metazoa; Chordata; Mammalia; Chiroptera; Molossidae
Gene: SPMAP2
Product: theg spermatid protein
Exons: 9
Coding region: 1-1116 (371 amino acids)
Biological process (GO): spermatogenesis
Source: RefSeq, a predicted model, not a curated record
AUGGGGGACCAUCGGCAAAGUUUGCUUGAUAACCACCGCACCUCGGAGUCCGAGGGCAGGUCAGAGAGGGAGCAGUACAGUGAUGCUCUGGGCCUCCAGAGCACUGUGUAUGAGAGCCAAGGGUCAAAGGACUCCAAGUACCAGGACCUAGACGAUGGAGAACCGGGGUUCGAAGACCAAGAAGAGGAAAUUCCCCCUGAGGAGUUGACCGAGGAGGAAUUUCUAGAUGUCAAGGACCCAGGAGAGGCCCUCCCAGAGCCGGAGACGGUUCUGGAGAAAGACAAGGAGGAGGAUGUGCCUGAGAUGAGCCGGCUAUCCAUCAACCAGAGGUUCCCUGGCACCUCUGUGAUGAGAGGGAGGAAGAAGAGAAGGAGGCUUUCUGAGCUGGCAAAACCCAAGACCAACUGGCAAGUCUUGAAAGACAGGAUGGGCUGCUGCUGUAAGGGCUAUGCCUGGAUCUCCCCAUGCAUGAAGAGCUUGCAGUUCUGUGUCUACUGGCCAUCUGUGUACUGGACGGAGAGGUUUCUGGAAGACACCACCCUCACUGUCACCAUACCUGCAGUGUCCCGCCGAGUGGAGGAACUGGCUCGACCUAAAAUGUUCUACUCGGAGUUUUACAACAACAACAGGACUACCGCCAUCCUGCCCAUUCCUCGGUCUACCUUGGAACACCAAGCAUCCAGUCGCCUGAGGGAACUGGCCACCCCGAAGGUCCGGAAUAACGUUUGGAGCAUAAACAUGUCUGAGGUGUCUCAGGUGUCCAGGGCAGCCCAGAUGGCCAUCCCCAGUUCAAGGGUCCUCCAGUUGGCAAAGCCCAGGAUUCCAGCCACCCUGUUGGAAGAAUGGGACCCUGUGCCAAAACCCAAGCCACACACAUCAGACUAUAAUCGGCUCCUUCAGUUGGCCAUGCCCAAGGCCCCGUCAGAGAAGUGUAUUCCUGACCGAAAUCCAUGCUGGGAGGUGCUGGAUGUCACCAAGAAGGCGGUGGCCAGUCCCCGGAUCAUCUCUCUGGCCAAACCCAAAGUACGCAAGGACCUCAAUGAGGGCUAUGACAGGCAUCCCCUCGCCUGUAUGAGCUUGCCACCCCCAAAAGCAUUACCAAAAAAGUGUGAGUGA